Messenger RNA from Wasmannia auropunctata (little fire ant), 3016 nucleotides. RefSeq names its product integrator complex subunit 4 (gene IntS4). Lineage: Eukaryota; Metazoa; Arthropoda; Insecta; Hymenoptera; Formicidae. The coding region runs from base 153 to 2909 and encodes 918 amino acids. Gene Ontology annotation, cellular component: integrator complex. The transcript is spliced from 7 exons. The record is from RefSeq and is a predicted model, not a curated record. Gene Ontology annotation, biological process: snRNA processing.
AUUACCGUAUUUAUAUAUUUUGUGUUUUGGGAUUUGGAAUCAGGAUUGCAUUGAGGUUAUAUUGCGUGUCUAUUGAAAAGUCAUGUCAGAAUUUCAGAUUGAGAAGAGAUAGUUGUUCUAAUUUAUAAUGAAGUAAGUCAUUGUUUUCGAGAAUGGCAGCUUUAAUGAAGAAACGAGUACUAGCUGAAUUUAAUCAGAGCCAGGCGAUCGUUAAUGAGCCGCCAACCAAACGAUUAAAGACUCUAAGGCUAUUAUCGACAUCUGGUUCGAAGAACGGUACUGACAGCAGCUCGGCAUUAGCUUAUAUAGAAUGCUUGGAAAAAUGCAAGAGUGGUAAUGACGCAUUACAACUACUCGUUCGUAUUUCGGAUGCUAUAGCGUAUAUAGCACCAGAGGAUGUUCCCAUUGCUGUAAAGAAGCUAGCAGAGAGAUUUGCUGUCGAGAAUGAAGUUGCGGUGAGAGCCAAGAUUUUCUGGGUGUUUGCUGAAUUGGGAGAGGUGACGCCCGACACAUUGGAGAAGGCAAAAAUUGUGAACGAAACAGCGGAACUUCUGAGGAACGAGGAGUCGCACAGAGUGAAGAGUCAGGGAUUGGCAACGUUGUUGAAGUUGGGAGAUUACCAAAGGGCGCUGGUGUUGAAGAUUGCGCAGGAACAUUUGCCUGACACAUGGCACGGUGUUCAAACACGAUGUCUUUCGAUCAUUGGGCGUUAUUUAACAGCAAAUGCUGCUGAUGAUACCUUAACGCUAAUUGGCAAUUAUGCCCACUCUCAAGAUCCACGGGUUCGUGCACAGGCUUUCGAAACCAUGGCGGAAUUGCAUUCUCACAGAGGUUGUAGACUCCCCGCGAGUUUCUUUAAGGAAGCCUGCGCAGCUCUUCGCGACGAUUACGAGAUCGUACGCCGAGCUGUGCUGAAACUUAUCUGGCUCUUAGGAAGGGAAUAUCCAGAAAAUAUUAUUGUUGGGUCCGAUGGAGAGGAUGUACGUAUGGUGGAUUGUGCCUUUUCACAAAUUUGCAGUCUUAUGGGUGAUUUAUCACCUCGCGUUAGAGCCUCGGCAAUGUCGCUUUUGGGAACCAUGAAAAGUGUAUCGCGUCGUUACAUCGAACAAGCGUUGGAUAAGAAGCAAAAAGUAGUUGAAGCAGACAGACCUGAAGUUGAAGAAAAAAGUGGAUCUUGUGGAGCAUUUAUUCAUGGUUUAGAAGAUGAAUUUUUAGAGGUAAGAACAGCAGCGGUUGAAGCACUCUGCACACUUUCGUUGGAACAACCAAGUAUAGCUAGAGUUUCAUUGGACUUCAUGGUGGAUAUGUUCAAUGACGAAAUUCAAGAUGUCAGAUUAAGAGCUAUCGAAUCUUUAAAGAAAAUGUCAGCAAGCGUGACUCUUCGAGAGGACCAGUUGGAAACAAUUUUAGGCGCGUUGGAAGAUUUCUCGGGAGAAGUGAGAGAAGGCUUGCACGCUAUGCUAGCCGCUAGUCAUCUCGCCACCACAAAUUGUCUUUACAUGUGCGUUAAUCGUUUGCUAGAUAAUUUAACUCGAUAUCCUCAAGACAGGGAGAGUAUCAGGAGUUGUUUAGCAGCAUUGGGCGCGUCACAUCCGUACUUAACGUUGCCUUUAGUACCGCAGCUUCUUGGCCGACAUCCUUUCUUCGACACACCCGAGCCAGAUGUGGAUGAACCAUCUUAUGCAAGCGUGCUCGUUUUAAUCUUCAAUGCCGCGUUACACUGUCCGAGUAUGCACGCUCUCUUUACAGAACAUGCUUCCAAACAUUAUCACUAUUUGCGCGACACUAUGCCGUAUCUAGUUCCGCGAUUGCGACCAGCGCUUACUAGUGGUUCAGGAAUCAAAAUGGAAGAUAUGGUUGACGAAGAGAACAGAGAUCAACGUGGUCGAGAGUUCUUGGAGAAGAUGGUAGUUGGAAUCGAGAAUGCUAGACCAGGCGGGAGAGUUCAUACGCAGCUUUUAGAGACCGCAGCCAUUGAUCUUGAUCGUCUGACAGAGAUGGAUCAUCAGAUGGAAGGUGCGGCACGUUUCACCGCCUUAUAUAUUCGAUGUCUGCUGCUAUUGAAGUUCGUUCUCAAAGAAUGUUCCAUGUCUUCGACGACGUCUAUUUUGGCAAAUCCAGUGCCGAAUACUAACAAUAAUAUUUUCGUUCUCCUUCAGCAUACGCAAAAAUUACAACGCUUAUUUAGCGGAUUAGGCGAGAAUGAAAUUAUAUUAGCUAACGAUAUGUGGUUGAAAGCACUGGCUAUAGAAUUAGUUAGGGUGACCAAGAGUGCAACCGGCAGCGCGUUACCACUGGCUCGUUAUUUCUUAUCGGAAGCCGACGCUUUGCCUCAAGAUACAUCGAGGCUGCCACCGUUUUCCAGGGCUCUGGUUCUACAAAUACCCACUUUGGCAGACGUGAAACCGGGUUCCUUGACACGGCUUUUGUUGCCGUUGCUUUUGACGCCGGUGACACAGGGGGAAGAACGAUUGCCGAGACCGUCAGCGACAACGCGCUUCUGCCGAGCGCACAUCGAGGAACCGAGAGGCGAUGCCGAUGCCGCACUAAAAUUCACGGGCGGUCUUUUACUGGGAAUCCCUCUGAACGCCAAGAUAUUAAAUUUACGCGAUCCUUCUACUCUGCGAAUAAAGCUGAGACACCCGGAUCAACAAGUGCAAUUACUGUUACCGCGACAGUCAGAUCUACGUAGGCAACAGUCCGACCAGAAGGAUUACAGAUUGAGGACAACAGUUCUACUAUCGCAUCAAGUGUGGAUGGAGCCUUGUAACGUAGAAAUCUCCCUAGCAUUACUAUUGCCUUCAUCUUCGAUUUGCACGCAUCCACCUUUAGAUGAUCCAUGCGUGAUUGAUUUGUGUAAACCUACCAAAGUAUCGAUUGCACCGAAAGCCAUCAAAAGAGGCAUAUGAUUACAUUAUUGUGUAAUAAUCAUUUAAUUUGUAUGUAUCUUUAUAGAUCAAGACUUAAUACUUUACACAGAGAAUUAGUUUGUUAAUAAAAAAAAUUGUAAUUUAAA